This is a messenger RNA of Fibroporia radiculosa, 861 nucleotides long. RefSeq lists its product as uncharacterized. NCBI's taxonomy places the organism in Eukaryota, Fungi, Basidiomycota, Agaricomycetes, Polyporales, Fibroporiaceae. The coding region runs from base 1 to 861 and encodes 286 amino acids. The record is from RefSeq and is a predicted model, not a curated record. The transcript has 6 exons.
AUGUCUCGUCCCCACGUCUCUACCCCCACGGAAUAUGGCAAUGCUGCUUCAUUCUGGGUCGAAUAUCCCACCGGGCUUGUUGACUUGACGCGCCAAACACACCUACCUACGGAUGCAAAAAGCCGAGAUGACUUUCAGGUGCCUCCAAUCCAGUCGAGCACGCAGCUGGAAAUACCAGUUGACAAAGUACGUUUCGAUGAUGUCACAUCUUUUCCCUACCAUGAAUUUAUUCCGCCAUGUCGCAUUAGCUUUUUCCUGCAUCCCGAUCUAAGGGAUCACCCAACUGGAUUAGACUGUGUUCUUCCUUUGAUGAAAGCUGUUCCUGCUUUGCGAUCGCAUGGAAUCAAGAUUCUCUGGGUGAAUUGGGGGCUCACCGGACAUGAGCUCCAUACGAUUCCUCCUUCUCUCGUACGAGGCUUCAUGAAGAAUGGUAGAGGAGGGUUCGGUUCUCACCUUCCGGGUUCGUUUGGCCGUAUGCUCAUGCGAGGCGAAUUCAAUUCGGACCUUUACGGGCCUCUGCAACAUUUGUAUGAAGAAGGAAAGAAAGCUGGUACUGAUGUGUGGAUACAUAAGAAUAGGAUGAGUGGACUGUGGGGCUACCAGUCUGCCCUAGAUCUAUAUCUCAAGGAGAAUGGUAUCAACACGCUCUUCUUCGCCGGGGUGAAUGCAGACCAGUGUGUACUGGGGACGCUUGCGGACGCGUACUUUCGAGGCUAUGACUGCAUCACACUCAAAGACGGUAUCGCUACAACGUCACCAGCAGGUGGUCUCGAGAAUGUAUUAUAUAACGCAGUCAACGGCUAUGGUUUCGUGACAGACACCCAGCGGGUAGUUGAGGCUAUUGAGAAGUCACAGCAAUAG